AUGCGAGGGGCGAGGGCGAGGGCGAAGGCGAAGACGAAGACGAAGACGGGGGGACGCGAAGAAGGCCGCGCUUCUGCCGCGAGCCACUGCCCGGCGCUCGACGUGGGAGGCGAUGUGCUUAGGGGCGGGGCGAGGCGUGCCUCGUGUGUACUCGUCCGUGUCCCGAGCUCUCUACCGCCGCCCCCGCCCGCACGAUCGAACGCCGCAGCCCGUUACAUACUUCAGUCCGUUGGCGUUACGCAUCGUCUUGAGCGCGCCUGCAACUCACCCGCGUCCGAGCGCAAGUUCCAAGAGAGCGAGAGUGACCUCGCGCGAUUGUGCAUCCGUUAUCUUAUUCAGUAUCGUAUCGCCCUCAGCUGGGCGAGUGGGUGGGUGGGACAAGUACAUGGCGGUCUCGUGUAA
Molecule: messenger RNA, 402 nt
Organism: Sparassis crispa
Lineage: Eukaryota; Fungi; Basidiomycota; Agaricomycetes; Polyporales; Sparassidaceae
Exons: 1
Coding region: 1-402 (133 amino acids)
Source: RefSeq, a predicted model, not a curated record